Molecule: messenger RNA, 2862 nt
Organism: Phacochoerus africanus (Common warthog)
Lineage: Eukaryota; Metazoa; Chordata; Mammalia; Artiodactyla; Suidae
Gene: ST3GAL5
Product: ST3 beta-galactoside alpha-2,3-sialyltransferase 5
Exons: 7
Coding region: 115-1377 (420 amino acids)
Molecular function (GO): lactosylceramide alpha-2,3-sialyltransferase activity
Source: RefSeq, a predicted model, not a curated record
GCAUCUGAGCCGGGGAGCUGACGGUCCUGGACUGAAUGGGCGCGAGCGCGGCGUCGGGGGCGGGCGGGGGCGCGGGGCCAGGGACUGGCGGCCCGCGGGCUCCCGCUCCCUAGUAUGCGGACGAAAGCGUCAGGCUGCACCGAGCGGCGUCCCCUGCAGCCGCAAACCGAGGCGGCGGAGGCGGCGGCACCUGCCGGCCGAGCAAUGCCAAGUGAGUCCAACUGUGUGAAGCUGAGGAGCGACCGUGCGAGGCCCUCCCUGCCAUGGUACCCCCGAGCCCAGAGCAAGAUGAGAAGACCGAGCUUGCUGUUAAAAGACAUCCUCAAGUGUACAUUGCUUGUGUUUGGAGUGUGGAUCCUUUAUAUCCUCAAGUUAAAUUAUACUACUGAAGAAUGUGACAUGAAAAAAAUGCAUUAUGUGGACCCCGACCGCAUAAAGAGAGCACAGAAAUACGCCCAGCAAGUCCUGCAGAAGGAGUGCCGGCCCCACUUUGCCAAGAGGUCGAUGGCACAGCUCUUCGGCCCCAGGUACAGCAUGGACUUACCGCCUUUCGUGACAAAAGCCCCCUCGGGGAGCAAGGCUGAGUCCAAGUACGACCCUCCUUUCGGAUUCCGAAAGUUCUCCAGUAAAGUCCAGGACCUCUUGGAACUCUUGCCUGAGCAUGACUUUCCUGAACACUUGACAGCCAAGAGCUGUAGGCGUUGUGUGGUCAUCGGAAGCGGUGGAAUCCUCCACGGGCUAGAGCUGGGCCCAGCCCUGAACCAGUUCGACGUGGUGAUACGGUUAAACAGUGCACCAGUUGAAGGAUAUUCAGAGCAUGUUGGAAAUAAAACUACUAUAAGGAUGACUUACCCAGAGGGGGCACCACUGUCUGACCUUGAAUAUUAUUCCAAUGACUUGUUUGUUGCUGUUUUAUUUAAGAGUGUUGACUUCAACUGGCUUCAGGCGAUGGUCAAAAACGAAACCCUGCCAUUUUGGGUACGACUCUUCUUUUGGAAGCAAGUGGCGGAAAAAAUCCCACUACAGCCCAAACACUUCAGGAUUUUGAAUCCAGUUAUUAUCAAAGAGACUGCCUUCGACAUCCUUCAAUACUCAGAGCCUCAGUCAAGGUUCUGGGGCCGAGAUAAGAACGUCCCCACGAUUGGUGUCAUCGCUGUGGUCUUAGCCACACAUCUGUGCGAUGAAGUCAGUUUAGCAGGCUUUGGAUACGACCUCAACCAACCCAGAACGCCCUUGCACUACUUUGACAAUCUCUGCAUGGCUGCCAUGAAUUUUCAGACCAUGCACAAUGUGACAACAGAGACCCGGUUCCUCCUGAAGCUGGUCAGAGAGGGCGUGGUACGGGAUCUCAGCGGAGGCAUCCAUUGUGAAUUCUGAACCCAGAAAACCUCACUCGACAGCGCAGCUCCGACCUGGAGGGCUGCUCCUUGCAGCCUUCUUGAUGCAUUUCGUCCUACAAUGACUCGGAAGUGCAGCCGGUGUUUUUUAACCUUUAAUUUAAAAAACAAGAACAAACAAAAAAGUUCAAUGCUUCCCAUGUUUUUUCCCCUAUUUAUUUGACGUCAGUGUUUUUGCACAAAAUUUCGUAAGCUAAUUUCAAGGAUGGGAAAGACUUUCCAAAGAGAAGUGUAUGUGAUGAUGUGUUUUUGUAUUUUAAGCAAGUUAUUUAGGGAGUUCCACUGUGGCUCAGCGGGUUAAGAAUCCAGCUGGUAUCCACGAGGGUGCGGGUUUGAUCCCCGGCCUCGCUCAGUGGGUUAAGGAUCCAUCAUUGCUGUGGCCAUGGCAUAGGCCGGCAGCUGCACUUCCGAUUGGAUCCCCAGCCUGGGAACCUCCAUAUGCUGUGGGUGCAGCCUUAAAAAGCAAAAAAAAGUUAUGUAAUUGGUAAAAAACUGUUCAUUUCAACUGCACACAGAAUCCCAGGUAAUGAGGUGCAAAGAGGAAGGAGGUCACUCCUUUGAUGACAGCCCCCAAUGCCUGAUUCUGGUCCUCUGUUAGUCUCUUUGGGGGGAACAGAAGUUGGCACUUCCAGGAUGACGUGUUCCGUAGCUGAACCACUGCGACUGGUUGGGCCACGCUGCCAAGUAAGGCCAGGGCCAGUCGGAGAAGUUCACGGUCCCUCUCUGUGGGUCUGCCUUCUGCGGAGAGACUUGAAGGAGUCAAGCCAGGGAGCCAUCCUGCAGGUCCCUAGGCAGGAAGGGACCCAGAGACGUUCGCUGUGCCCUCUGGGUACUGCAAAGCCACCAUGGGUAGCAGAAGCCACGGUCUGCCCUACAAUUAGGACAGCUCUUGGGUUUCUUGAGAGCUUGUAACUGCCCUGCCAGACACUUGAACAUUAACCUUCAUUAUGCCACUGUCUGUCUGAGGUGGCAUAUCCAAAUAAGGACAAAACCUCUGUUCUCCAGAGUCAUAGAGAAAGAAAUUCCAAGAAUAAUCACAUUUUCUGAAACAUUGAAAUGAAGUCUUCCCAGUGUUAUAAAUUGCCUAUAUAUAUAUUAAAAAAAAAGGUUUUGGAGUUCUCGGUGUGGCUCAGCAGGUUAAGAACCCAACAUAGUGUCCAUGAGGAUGCUUCGAUCUCUGGCCUCACUCAGUGGGUUAAGGAUCUGGUGUUGCUGUAUAGGUCACAGUUGCCACUUGAAUGUGGCGUUGCUAUGGCUAUGGCUGUGGCCGGCAGCUACAGUUCUGAUUCAGCCACUAGCCUGGGAACCUUCAAAUGCCACAGGUGUGGCUGCAAAAAAAAAAAAAAAAAAAAGUAAAUAAAACUUUAAAAUAAAAAAUUUUUUAAUGCCUACUCAGUAGUGUGUACCAGGCAGUGUGCUGGUCCAAAAAUAAAAAAAGAAUAAAAGCUUUUGAGGAACUCUUACA